GCCAAUCAGACAGAGGAUGCGAUGAAGAGGGCGGGGCUAACACACACGCUGUCCUUUCUUAAAUGAAGGAAAAUCUGUAAAGCUGCCCGUCACGCACGCUUCUGAAAAUUGUUUCCUCGUUGAGAAACGUCAUAAAAAAAUCAUCAUGUCUGACAAGAAGGCCGUGAUCAAGAAUGCUGACAUGUCUGAUGAGAUGCAGCAGGAUGCAGUGGACUGUGCUAUGCAGGCCAUGGAGAAGUACAACAUUGAAAAGGAUAUUGCUGCCUAUGUCAAAAAGGAGUUUGACAAGAAGUACAACCCCACAUGGCAUUGCAUCGUUGGGAGGAAUUUCGGCAGCUAUGUGACACAUGAGACGAAGCAUUUUAUUUACUUCUACCUGGGCCAAGUGGCCAUUCUACUGUUCAAGUCAGGCUGAGAUCAAAACCCUGCCGUGCUUUCACCACUUUUAAUUCAGCCCUUACUUUGUUUCACGCUGUAUAUUUGCUGCAAACUUUCUGCAGACAUGGUCACCUGCUUUUUUCUGCCAGUUAUCGUUUGCAACCUGCAGCUCUUCACAGGCAGGGGAUGAUGCUUUAGUCAUGAUUGGACUGGUGAUGUGCCGUUCGUAGAGAAUGCAAAUGUUUAACCAUUCCUCAUGCCAGCUCUAAAUCAGAAGUUGCACAUGUGACGGACUCAUCAUGAUUAAUAAUUUCUGAGUAUUCGUUUUGCUGUGCUUCGACGCACUGACCUUGUACAUUUUUUCAUAUGGGUACGUUGUAUAAUAACUUAUUUUCAUGUAAUUAAAAAAAAAAGCAACAGAUUUUUUUUUGUUAAAGUGUCCUUUAAUUUAAAGUGUCAUUGAUAUUGAAUUUAAAACGCCAAGACUGUUGCUUACACCUAAUAAAGAACAUGUCAGGUUCUGUACAUGCUUGAACAUUCCUGUUUUCACUUCAGUUGUGAAUAUUUCAAGUGUUAAUGUCGCACAUCUCUGGAAUAUAAUCUGGUUUGGGGUUUAGUAAUGUGAUAUUUCAUCAUGUUGAGUACUAAUGAUCUUUAAGACAGUAAAUUGGCUCAAAAAUCUGA
This is a messenger RNA of Notolabrus celidotus (New Zealand spotty), 1062 nucleotides long. Its product is annotated as dynein light chain 2, cytoplasmic-like. Gene Ontology annotation, biological process: cilium assembly; microtubule-based process. Gene Ontology annotation, cellular component: cytoplasmic dynein complex. NCBI's taxonomy places the organism in Eukaryota, Metazoa, Chordata, Actinopteri, Labriformes, Labridae. The coding region runs from base 146 to 415 and encodes 89 amino acids. The transcript has 3 exons. Gene Ontology annotation, molecular function: dynein light intermediate chain binding; dynein intermediate chain binding. The record is from RefSeq and is a predicted model, not a curated record.